UGAAUAAUUAUAGUUAAAGAUUUGUUACUACAAUUUAACCAAGGAAUUGAAUGCAUAGUAGAAUUAAAAGGGGGUAGGUACUCUUGUGGAGAUGAAUAUAUUAGCUCCUGUAGGUCUUAAUGGCCCAUUGGUUUCCAAAAAUUAAACUAACUUCUUUCUUCUUGGUUGAAAAAAAUUACUUUGAAAACUUUUUUUUUGUUUUUCUCAAAUUAUAAAGCAUGUAUACCUAGAUAAAGCAUGAGUGCUAUUAUGACAAGAUAACAACAGUAUAAAUAUAUUUCCUGUCAGAAAGAAAGCACCCUAAAUUGAUAGCAGACCAAUCCUGAUCAAUUACAAUAUUGCCAUAUUGAUCCUCUGGGUUCUCACUGACUGUUGUGACCACUAGGGUGAGAUUUCUACAGCCUCCAACGCACUCCUUGCUCUAGCUUUACCAAACUGGAGAUGCUUUCUCAGCCUGACAGCCUGUGUUCCCCUGCGAUAGGUUUGGUCCAGUCUCUUAUCUUAUCUUAUCUUAUCUUAUCUAUCUUAGUCCUUUCUCCUACUUGCUGUGCCUGGUAUCCUUGCCUACUCUCAAGCAAUGUAUUUCUGUUCCCACUGUUGUCUUUAGUGAUAUGAUUUUUCUGAUUGUUAUCCUGGGUCUGAAGUGACAUUGCAUUUUCCAGCCCAUUCAAAUUUAUGGUCAAUGUGAUUUUCUCUGACCAGUGAGACAUGCAAGGAGUGGGAGUGCUGCUCCUUACAGUGGAGAUCCUUAUUAGCCAGUCCAGUUCACCAUGUUUCCAUCCCUUACUGCCACAGAGUCAGUGCUGUUGCACAUAAUCUAUCCUAAGUUCCAAAGUGAGAACAAGGCACAGGAAAACCCCCAGAAUUUUAGUGGACAUGUAUAGUUAAUGGAGAAGAAAUGCUUGGUAUUGUAACAUACUAAGAUUCUGGGGUAGGUUAUUAUAUCACCAAAAUGUAGUCCUUACUGAAUGAUACACGCUCCUAUGAGGUUCUCCUUCUUUGUCAGUACAGCAUGUUGAUAGCAUUUUGAGUGUUUAUUAUAUCAAGGCUUUGUGUAAGGGGAUUUAUUUAUGCUAUCUCACUUAUUAAUAGUAUUAAUUCAUGUAUGCUUACAGAUUUGGCUUCAAAUCCUAUAUUCCUAAUGCUUAUACUUGUUUGCUCUUAUUUGCCACAUUAUCCAACAAAAAUCCAUUCAUUUGUGCAUCGUGGCCAGUUCUGUAUGAAGUCUGAGGGUUAAAAUAUGGAUUAGAAAUAGUUUUUGUAUGAUAAACUAAUAGAAAAAAAGAAAUGUAAGCAAAUACAAGGAUGUGUUAAAAUGUUAAUAGAGCACAGAGAGUGCUGGGAAGAUUUAGCAUCAGAAUCUCCUUCUUCCAUCGUGUGGUCUUGGAUGGAUAUCUCUUACCACACCUUGUGACCUUUCCAACUUCCUUUUCUCAUUCUUAGUGGAAAUUUCAAAGACCUUAAACUACUCAAUGGGUUUAUGCCUUAUUCAAAAUAGCAUAAGCAAUGCAUGAGACAAGUGUUUGAAGCCCUGCGUACACCACAGCUCACAAGCAAUGGUAAUUUCUGUCUGGCAGAGGUGUUUCAGGGACUGCUCUCAAAAACAUGCAGGAGGGAACAUAGAACUUGUUUCAGGGAAAAGGAACAGAAAAGUUGUAUGGAGAAGUUGAUGCUUGACUUGUGUUCUUAAAAUGAAGAGAUUUUAUUCUGAUGGGGUAGAAAGGAAGUACAUUCCAGCAUAAAGGAAAUGAAGUUUGAAUAGUUAUGAAAUAUUUGAGGAACUACAAGAAAUUUAUUUCAAGAAUGUGGAGCACAGUGGGAGAAGGCAGCAGGCAGUCUUAGUCAGCACUGAUAUUGCACUGGCCAUACAGAACCACUGCAAGAGUUCCUCUGGGCUAAGGCUUAUAAGGCAUGGGUUUGAAAGCAGAGCAGAUGGGUCGAGGACAGGAAAGACACAGAUGAAACAAAGGAAGCUGACUGGAAGACCGAUGCAGAGAGAAACCAUGUGGACAGAGAACAGAGCAGAGAACAGAUAUAAGUGAAGCUAGAGAAUUAGGCUGGUGAGAAAUCUACCAUGUGUAAAUUUCAGGCAUGGGGAAAAGAGAAGAACUCAGGACAGCUUCACUGUUUCUGAUUUGGUAACUGAAGAGUUGUUUGAAAUUAAGAUCAAAAGUGUAGAAAGAGUUUUGUUUUUCAGCUAUCAGAGUUUUAGUUUGUUUGUUUUUGUUUUUUGAGACAAGGUCUUGCUUUGUAAUUCAGGCUGCUCUGGAACUCACCAUGUAGCCUAGACUGGUCUCCUGCCUCAGUCUCCCAACUGCUGGGAUAACAGGAGUGUGCCACUACCCUCAACACAACCAUCAGAUUUUGUAUAUGAAGACUAUUUACCUUAAAAAUUCAAUCUGAAGCAUUGUCAAAGCAAAAGGAGAAAUUUCCACUCCUCGUGUUAGCUCCUGUAUACAUUUAAAAAUAUAUGUAUGUAUCAUUUUAAACAGAAUUUUUCAGUUUCUGUCAUACAAUAAUAGCCUAAGCAACUUUCCACUUAAUUGCACAGGAGUAGUUUAAUUGUUAGUAUAAAGGGAUAUGUCUCCCAUUCCAUUAGGAUGUUUUUGCUUAUUUCUUUAUAUUUACUUCUACAAGUAAUGGUAUCAUAGACCCUCCUGAGGAACUAUCUUUGCCUAUUGGAGAUAGUAUGGGAACUAUUUUUUUUUUUUUUUAUGUUUCAUGUUUAAAAACACUGCAUUCGGUUUUGUGCAUGCAGUUUCUAAGAUAACUGAUGGACAGUGAAUGAGUAGGUCACCUACCUAGUUGAACAAGAUGGGUCUGGUGUUUAAGAAGAAAGGCUGAGCUGGAGUUAAGUAUUUGUGGGGUAUCAAAAUAUGAAUGGUACCAGAAGCUGUGGGUAGAGAUUCAUUGGAAAUAUUUGUUGAAGGCCUAUUGUUGGCUAGGUGCUAAAUUGUCUUUGGGAAAUAAUAAUCUCUAACUUCUCAGAGCUUUACUGCAGAUGGAAAAAGACGGACGACAAAGGAAUAGUCACAAAUAUAUUGUUAAACAUUGUAAUAAAGAUUGCAAAAGAGAGGAAGUGGAGCUAGGAAGGAACUGACAUUUAGAGUUCAUCCUAGGGUUAUGCCACCCCCCUCCAUGUCUUUGCUAACCUUAAAUAUUUUCUUUAUGUACCUGUCUUGAUUGCUACACUUGCUGUGUAUACUAGAAGAAAACAUGUUUUGUAAGAACCGGCUUAAAAAGUAUUCCCAGUUUAGAUGGUGGUUUAAUUCGUGUGGUUUUAUCACCUGCUUCAGCUAAUUGCAGGUUAGUAGGCCACUGUUGGCUUGUACCACCUUUUCUUUAUCCAUUCUUUGGUGGAUAAACAUUUAUGUUAAUUGCUACUUCAGAAACAACGUAGAUAACACUGAGCCUUCCCUCUCUGUUUCCCAUCCUGUCUCACAUCUGAGUGUCAGUACAAUGACUGCAGUGAUGUCACUGUGCUCAGGAUUCAGACUCGCCCAGGCCUCAUGUGAACAGUGUGGGAGGGACGCAGAGUGCAUUAGGAAAGAACAACACAUCUUGAGUCGCUGCUUUCUGGGAGCCUUGCCUUCGGUUCUCAGAAGCCUCACACUGUGGCAAUUUCCUGUGUUUUCCCUAGCAUGUCUGCAGCUACAGUGUGGAGUGUUAGAAGUGUCAUUUUUGCUACUAAAUAUUACUUCUCUCUUUUUGUGUUUUAACUGCUUCUUGCUUAACAGUAUAUGGAAAACCAUUUCCUUGACCUUUAUAUGACUAAAGUACAGUGCUUACACAUCGUAAAGUAUCAGUGAUUUUUUAAAGGGUUGCUAUGGGCCGUAUCUUUUGCUAAGGCUUCCUCAGCAGGGCUGCAUAGCAGAUUCCUGGGAAGAGCUUCACAGCUCCUUACCUAGGCUCAUUCACACAGACUCUUUAGCAUGAAUUCACGCUUUGAAAAAAUACCCAUCAACUAACUGUCAAAGUUGGCUCAAGAUAUUCUCUGAAAAGGAGGCCUAUCACUGGUAACUAUGUGCUUAUGAUAUAUGUUAAUGUGAUUUUGUAUUUUUGGUAUGAAAUUAACUGCUUUUAUAUGUUCUGAAUUUAUUGCAAUUUUGUUUUCAUGUUGAGAGGCACAUACAUUCUAAUGUAACACAGAAAACAGUGUGGAUUAGGUGAGUCUUCAUGAAGCAGGUUGUUUGCCUUUUAAGUGAGCCUUGUUCCUAUACAAUGUAUGAUUCAGGAGCUCUUAAUUUGUAAGGCUUGAACUUUUUAUUGUAUGGGUGCUCUCCUUAUGAAUAAGAACACAAAAUGAUCUCAGUUUCAGAAAUUUCAUAAAAGUGUGAUAAUGUGAAUUCAUUAGUUUUAUAAGUUUGUCUGUUCUCAGCCAGGCAUGGUAGCACAGCACACAUCUGUGAUUUCCACACUCACAAAGCUGAGGCAGGAGGAUCGUAUGAGUUCCAGACCAGCUUGGAACAUAGUGAGUUCAAGCCAGCCUGAAAUAUGUAAAAAGACUCUGUCUCAAAAAAAACAAAGCAAAACAAAACAAAACAAAACAAACAAACAAAAAACCAACCAAAGAAAGAAAACAAAAGCACCCAAACAACCAAUAAAACCCCCCAAAACUCUGCCUUUAUUCUUUUUCCCUCAAAUACUGUUUCCCACUUUCUACAGUGACUGAAAUUGUACAUUUGGAAGAGCGCUGUAGUGGUACAUUUAUUUCUCUACAACUGUUCGAUUAAGAUUGAGAUAUCCCCUGAGAGAAGCCCAAACACUUUAGCCACAGAGGCAAAUAGGUUUCUUCUCCAGGCCAACUCCCAUGGGUCAGGAGCUACACCCUGCAGUGCUCUGCUGAGAAGAAAGAUUGGUAUGAGAAAGAUUGGUGGUGAGUGGGGUGGGCCAGGGAGAGAUUGGAAGUUGGAGUGGGGAGGUAGGGAGGCAGUGUGGACUCCAGGGAACUUGGUUACUCUCUCUGCUCUUUGUUAUUGCUCUCUGACUUCCCGUGAACUAAUGUCUUCAUGUGAAUUAAUCACUAUGACACUAAUUUCUUCUAUCACUGUCAAAGUCUGUGGGUGACACUGGGCUGAGGGCGUGGUGAAAAGAGAAAUGAACAGCAAAUUUAGAACAAAAGGACUGAAGGUUUGGAUCCCAGAGAAGCUUAUCAACACUUUUUGCUUUGUAUAUCUCAAUCUUAGUGUCUGUUUCUAAAGAUACCGAUUAUGGGAGAAGUGGCUUACUGUCUUCUAACAUAUGCCAGUAAUUACUGAAACAAGGGCAGAAGCUGAUUCAGUGUUGUUAUGGUAGAUGGGCUUUUUAGUUAUGGAAUUCUUUUUAUUUAGAGACUUUGAUAUGAAGAAAUAUGAUUAUAAAUAUCCCUAAUAUGUCAGAAAGGCAUGUGGGAUUUUACUGUUUAUUUAAUGUACUUAAAAACAAAUAAAAGCCUCAGAAAAUAGAAGGCAAACUGUCGACUGUUUUGUAAAGUUUUAGAAGGGCUAAAAAGUUGUAGGCCAGCAAGAUUUUAAUGCAACAAUGUCAGAAGGCUGCAACACCUGAGAUAGGAAAUCUUAAAAACAAUUACCCUUGUGAAAUGAAUUUGAAGCACAGGGCAAAUGAAUCAGAAAGUACUGGAGUCUAUCAGUUCUUGAAUGAUGACUGAACCUUUGAGCACUAUGUACAGCUAAUGCUGCUUUUAGCAUCUGAUAUGUUUACGAAUUAAGUUCUUAUUUGUGAGGCAGGACUGAGGGUAAAUAAAGAAUAAUAGUUUUUGGAUGUACUUGAUGCAAUGGUGUCUGAAUAUUUAAAGCCAGUUUAGCAGUUCUGCAAGCCCCACUAUAGGCAAUACUGUGUGAUUAGAUAGUUUCAAGACCACUAUAGAGCACACAUUGUGCAGUGAAACAUCCUGCACAAAAUACAGAAAUAUGAAGACAUAAAUAGCUGGGGGAAGAAUAGUAAGGUGUAAUAAAGAAAAAGAGUCUUAUAGAACACUGGGGUGAGCAAGAAGAAGGGGCGCUCUAAUGUCUAAAAACGAACUUUGUAACAAAUGAGUACUAAUUGAAUUUAAGGGCACAUUAAAAUAUUUAAUAUGCACAUAUGUGAGUAGGUAUACAUAUACAAACACACACAGAAUUUGGUUUCUUGAAUAGAAGUAAAGACUCUCUAAACACAAUUCACUUUCUCAUUGGAUUGAGUUUUACCCUGAUGUACCAACCUCGCUUUACAGAGAACUCAUUCACUACCAUUUGCACAGACAAUCACUCUUUAGAGCUGCAUGUUGGCUUGCAACCCUUUCUCUGUGGAGUGGUUAGCAUCUUGGAAAGACUGCAGGCUGUUGGCAAUGCAUCUGCAGCAUGGAGCACUGAAAAUCCAGGGAGUCUAUGAACUCCCAGGUGGGUGACUGAUUAUAAAGUGUCAGAUUGUCACUUGGACUGGGAAGUGUUGAUCUGAUAGACAUGAAGGCUUCCAGAGGGGAAGGGGCCAGUCAUUUGAGGAGGUGAAGUUUCCAGGGCCACAGUGUUAUGUCAGUGGUGCUGAAAGCAGCAAGCUUUCAACAGUUGGAAUCAGUUGGAGGGCAGUUGGUCAGGCCCUGGCCUGAGACAGUUGGGCCAUGGAAGACCUUACUGAUGUGUUACUUGUGACUCUCUGAGGACCUGCAAAAGUCCAUGUUUCUGGGACAGACUGUGUAACUGAUCCAAAUCCAAGAGUGAGGUGGCUGACCAGGCCAGAGGACUGCCUGUGAGCUGUUCUGCUGGUCAGUGUACCAUUCCUGAUUCUGGCCACACCCCCAGCGGUUGAUGGCUGCCUAUGGGAUGGCAGGAUUAUAUGGUUUGACAGAUGAAAAGGUGAAAGCAUACCUAUCUCUUCACCCCCAAGUGUUAGAUGAGUUUGUUUCUGAAAGUGUUAGUACAGAGACGGUAGAGAAAUGGCUGAGAAGGAAAAACGACAAAUUUGGAGAUGACUCGACUCCUAAGGAAGUCAGCAGGUAUCAAGAUACAAAUAUGCAAGGAGUUGUAUAUGAGCUAAACAGCUACAUAGAACAGCGGUUGGAUACUGGAGGAGACAACCAAUUGCUCCUCUAUGAGUUGAGUAGCAUCAUCAAAGUAGCCACAAAAGCUGAUGGAUUUGCACUGUACUUCCUUGGAGAGUGCAAUAAUAGUCUGUGCGUAUUCACACCACCUGGAAUAAAGGAAGGAAAACCCCGGCUCAUCCCUGCAGGGCCCAUAACCCAGGGCACUACCAUCUCCGCUUAUGUGGCCAAGUCCAGGAAAACCCUGCUCGUAGAAGACAUCCUUGGGGACGAGCGAUUUCCAAAUGGUACUGGACUGGAAUCAGGGCCUCGUAUCCAGUCUGUUCUCUGCUUGCCAAUUGUCACUGCAAUUGGUGAUUUGAUUGGCAUUCUCGAGCUGUACCGGUACUGGGGCAAGGAUGCCUUCUGCCUCAGUCAUCAGGAGGUUGCAACAGCAAAUCUUGCCUGGGCUUCAGUAGCAAUACAUCAGGUGCAGGUAUGCAGAGGUCUUGCCAAACAGACUGAAUUGAAUGACUUUCUACUAGAUGUAUCAAAAACAUAUUUCGAUAACAUAGUUGCAAUAGAUUCCCUACUUGAACACAUAAUGAUAUAUGCAAAAAACCUGGUGAAUGCAGAUCGUUGUGCACUUUUCCAGGUAGACCAUAAGAACCAGGAGUUGUAUUCAGACCUUUUUGAUAUUGGAGAGGAAAAAGAAGGAAAACCCGUCUUCAAGAAGACCAAGGAGAUAAGAUUUUCUAUUGAGAAAGGAAUCGCGGGUCAAGUGGCAAGAACAGGAGAAGUCCUGAACAUCCCAGAUGCGUAUGCAGAUCCACGCUUUAAUAGAGAAGUGGACUUGUACACGGGCUAUACCACCCGGAAUAUCCUGUGCAUGCCUAUUGUGAGCAGAGGAAGCGUCAUUGGGGUGGUACAGAUGGUGAACAAAAUCAACGGCAGUGCCUUCUCCAAGACGGAUGAGAACAAUUUCAAGAUGUUUGCAGUCUUCUGUGCUCUGGCCUUACACUGUGCUAACAUGUAUCAUAGAAUUCGUCACUCAGAGUGCAUUUACCGAGUAACUAUGGAAAAGCUGUCCUAUCACACUGUUUGCUCUGCGGAAGAGUGGCAAGGCCUCAUGCAUUUCACACUCCCUGCACGACUCUGCAAAGAAAUUGAACUAUUCCACUUUGACAUUGGUCCUUUUGAAAACAUGUGGCCUGGAAUUUUUGUACAUAUGGUUCAUCAGUCCUGUGGGCCAUUCUGUUUUGACCUUGAAAAGCUGUGCCGCUUUAUUAUGUCUGUGAAGAAGAACUACCGGCGAGUGCCGUACCACAACUGGAAGCAUGCAGUCACGGUGGCACACUGCAUGUACGCCAUCCUGAAGAACAACCACAGCCUGUUCACUGAGCUUGAGCGCAAAGGACUGCUAAUUGCUUGCCUGUGUCAUGACCUGGACCACAGAGGCUUUAGUAACUCCUAUCUGCAGAAAUUUGACCACCCUUUGGCAGCACUCUACUCCACCUCUACCAUGGAGCAGCAUCACUUCUCCCAGACAGUGUCCAUCCUACAGUUGGAAGGGCACAACAUCUUCUCCUCCCUGAGCUCCAGUGAGUAUGAGCAGGUGCUGGAGAUCAUCCGAAAAGCCAUCAUCGCUACGGAUCUUGCUUUAUACUUUGGAAACAGGAAACAGUUGGAAGAGAUGCACCAGGCCGGAUCACUAAACCUUCAUAAUCAGUCACAUAGAGACCGUGUAAUUGGCUUGAUGAUGACAGCCUGUGACCUUUGUUCUGUGACAAAACUGUGGCCAGUUACAAAGUUGACGGCAAAUGAUAUAUAUGCAGAAUUCUGGGCAGAGGGUGAUGAAAUGAAGAAACUUGGGAUACAGCCCAUACCUAUGAUGGACAGAGACAAAAAGGAUGAAGUCCCACAAGGCCAGAUUGGAUUCUACAACGCCGUAGCCAUUCCCUGCUACACUACGCUGUCCCAGAUCCUGCCUCCCACGGAGCCGCUCCUCAAAGCCUGCAGGGAUAAUCUGAGUCAGUGGGAGAAGGUGAUUCGAGGGGAGGAGACUGGAUUGUGGAUCUCAGCAGAGGGGACCUCUGAGAAGCAUCCUGUGAAGACCCAGACCCAGGAUUGAUGGUCAUGGACCAGGCGUCCCACUCAGCGGUUCUCAUCUUGCUUCUUUGGCGCUUUUUCCUUUUAUUUUUGACUGGGAAAACCUACACCUAGUGACUAGAGGGCAAACCCUUGGACAAGGGAACAUCAGUAUGUCUGUGGAGCAGCCAGCUCCCUGCCAAGCUCAUGACACGUGCCCCAGACAAUGAGCAGCCAGGACCGCUCUGUGUUGGAUGUCAGCAGACCAGCAACUCCACUGGACUAUUGAGCCCACUUUGUAACAGGCUAACCUUGUGAAAGCGUUAUUGGGAAGGGAAAGACAACUCUGAAGGGUACUCUCCCUUGCGCCUUUCCACAAGGGUGUAAAUGGUACUACUCUGCUAUUGUACUCUGGCUUUAACACGAGUAUUGCUUUAUUAUUGCUGGUUAUAAAUAGGGUUCUUUUACUCAUUGCUGUCAUGAAUGUUCAUGUGUGAUCUCCUUAUGGUUAAUUUGAGUUGUAGGCCACAGCCUCAGGACAGUGUCACGAAGGGGACAGAGUAAGAAGUGAUAGGAAAAAGUCAAGUUCUUGUUCCACAGCUUCAUGAUUUCAGGUGAAUCAGAGUUCAUUCUCUUAGGUGCAUUAUAACAGAGGGUACAGGCAAAUCCCUUGCACACUAAAGGACAUGGACUCUUGUCCUGUGAAGAGUUACAUGUAUGCAUCCCCCAUAAAGUUCAGCACUUCCACUCUUGGUUUAAAAGAUGUCAAGGAAUUUUCCAAACUUUGUUCUUCAUUGUAGCUGUGGCAAAUUUACUGAACCCUUUGCAUAAAGAACAAAAUAAAAGCAAGGCAUACUACUUUUUAAAAUACAUCUUGUGGAUAUAAAAUGUGAAUUUUUAAUAAUGAUUCCGUUUUCACUUUGCGUUAUGGCAACAUUUUUUACUCAUGUUCAAAAUAAAAGGUUUAUUCUAAAAAUUAUUUCAUGAAAUUACCGUACAUUUCUCAUUAAGUCACAUUACACUAUCAAGUGUUAGUCUUCUGCAAUGUACUCUAGGCAGCUGCAUUGGUCCCAUUUGUCCCUCUUGUCACUGCUCCAUCAUGCUUGGGUGGACACACUCUGCAGCCAGCAGGAGGAAGCAGCACCAUCACAAUGUCCCCAGUUUUUCUGUUCUUCUCCCAGGUCACACAUCUACAGAGGAACGAAUGGCUUGGUUAGUUUCUUGUAUACGACUUCUGACAGGUUAAUAUUACUGUAACAUCUUACAAUAAUGUCUAAUAAAAAUCACAAUGGAAUAUGCUGGCUGUCCUCCACUGGUGUCAAGACAGUUACUUCUGGUACAUGUCAGCACUUUCAGGGUGGUUGUCACCGCGAUUCAGUGAUGCCUGAAUCUGCACUUAGUUCUCAUCUGAAGGAAUUAGAGAGACAGACAAUCCACAACAAAGAACUUGUUCCUAUUCUCCUGGCAGGAAUACUGCUUUUAAAAGUAAAUUUUUAAAACAAUGUUUCUGCAGACUCAAUACUAUACACAUUGCUGUCCACAUGAACUUUGCUUUUUCAAGAUUAAGUCAAGUUGCUACAGCAUGUUUUAUUUAUGCUGUAGAGAGGUGGCUAUACAUAAAUAGUGUUCUUAUUUUAGAUUAACACUAUGUGUUCAAUUUCCAUAUGGGCUUCUAAGGUUACCAUCUUCCCUACAUGGAGCUCCAUUGUUACUGUAUAAUAUGAAAUAAAACAUAAUGCUGAGCAAAGGUCUAUACAUUCAUGUAUGUAUGUAACGUAUGUAGACACACAGAGAUGUAUAUAUGAUACACAUUCAUGAUGUAGACAUACACCUAAAUGUAUAUGUAUAUGAUACACAUAUGAAACAGAGGGAGAAAAAGCAAACCUACAAAAAAUAAAGGUCACCCCUCUCUGCCCAAGCAGUGUUUUUUGUGUUGGGACAUAUCUAAUGCUUGAUUAUAAGUAAAUAGUGGAUAUCAGUUUUAUAAUGGUGUAUUCAUAAGGCUGAUUCUAGUUGGAUGCAUAUUUUCCCCCUACAAAUAUAUGAAACUGGUUCCUACCACAUAUAGCUUUAGUGACACAAGGUAAUUCAAUCAUUUAAAUUUGAAGCUGAAUUUCAGAAGGGUGUAUUGAACAUUACUUUAAAAGUAUUUUAAAGAAACACAUGUAUUGUGCCUCUUUGUAUGGAAUAGAAUCAUGGUAGUGGAAAUCCCAUGGCUUCUUUGCAUCUUAAGUUUGCUGUUAUAAUAACAAUAUUACAGAAACUUGAAGAGUAUUGUGUUACAUGACCUCUACUUUGACCAAAUUCCAAACGGAAUACAUACGGAGUUUUUGGAUGGUUAACUUCUUGUGAGCUACCAUCACGAUUGAAGAACAGUUUAAACAAUGGAUUGUAUGUCACUGUAAACUUAACAUAGCCUUUACCAUACAUAACUGAAUUACUUAUGAAGCAAGUAUUUACAUAAGCUAGAAAAGCCCUGCGUAUAUAUGGGUGAUACUUGUUUUGGAAAACAUUUAAGUCAGAAGUAUCUUGGAAAAAUACAUUUUCACAAACUUUUGAGUUCUGGUUCUUAUUUUUCCCCAGAUCUUUUCACAAAUGAUAAUGUGAAACCAGGCAGGUGAUUUUUUUUUUGUUCCUAAAAGUUUUUUUUUUUUUAAUUUCUCAUUCAGAUAAUAUUUUACAGUAGGCCAAAUUUUUAUUAUCCAGUAUAAAUUUUGUUAUUAGUUAUGACUAAAUAUAGAAUGUUUGAUUUGUAGAAACAUAUUGAUUAAUUAUAGACAAAUUUUAUUAUCACAUGAAGUUACUCCAUCAUCUUUACAAACUUUGUGAAUAUAUUUUUUUACUAAAAAUGUUCUUGGAAAUAUAAAUGCAUGCCAACAAUGACAUGAAAUAUCUUUUAAAACUGUAGGUACCCUUCUAAUUGGCAGUUGACUCUCUGAGUUGAUUUAUUAGGAAAACAAAAGAGAAAAAUAGCUAUCAAAAAAGGCCCUUUUACUGUUACCCAGUUUUAAUUAUGUCCAAGAAGCAUGUGAGAAACCUGUGUUGGAAAGAGACCCAGUGGGAACGCUGGACGCCACUGUGCCCGCUCCUGGCCUCCCUCACGGAGAGGGACUUGCUCAGGGGGUCUCUGCAGUGCUGAUUUUUCCUGGUACUUGUUCCCACAGCAACAAAAGCAGACUAAUUUGAAACUAUUUUGUUCUGUGUAGGUUUCCCCAUUUUAGCAUGUUUAAGUUUUUAAUUUAUACAAUCUCAGUGAAUGUUGCUUUAUUAGUAUGUUCAUAUAUACUAGAUACAUUUGUACAGGUUUCGUGGAGAUGAGUAAAUGUAGAUACCUGGGUUUCUAAAUGGUUUUUAUUCUGGUUUUUUAACUACUCAAGAUUAAGGAUUGAGCUUUAAUAGGACUAAAUUAUCCACCAUGUCAUGGCCUGUGCCUUUAUUUUAAAUACUGAAAUUUUACUUCUUCACUUAUGUAUUCAUGAUUUUUCUUUCCUUGCUUAAGCAUAAUUGAAAACAUUUAAAGAGAUACAUCCUUGGUUAACUUUGCCAAAUUGAAUGAAUAGAGCCUUUCUCUCAUUGGAUUCCUCUCCUUUGACUUCAUGCACUUCAUUAACAUGUCCCCUGGUGUCUGUAACCAAGGAGCUGUUCAGAUUCCUUUCUUGCCAGGACUUCCAAGAACUGUGACACUGAUUAUAAGAUUUUGUUGAGUGUCAGGUACAUAAGCAUGAUUUGGAUUGUAAAAAUUACUUCUCUAUAUAUAUUUCAAGUGUGUUUGAUUUCUAAACUCUACUGAUUUGAUUUUGCUGUAACUAACUGUAGAGACUGUGUUCAUUUUGCCAUUUUGGUGGAUUCCUUCUAUCGCAAGUAUUGAUCUGGCUUAAGAAUGCUCUCAGUUACUAUGUGCCCCUCCUUUUCAGUGCAUGGCUGUUAUAUUUUAACCUGUGUAUAAGUAUCCUGAUAAUACGUUUUGCUGACUUCGUUAAACAUUUACUCUAAUUUUAAAGUAGUGACACCCAGUGCAGUAUGUACCUUUUUAGUUGUCUUCUUUUUAAAAAAUUAGAUAGUCUGGUUGUUUAAAGCACUAAGUUUAUUUUAUGGGAUGAUAAAAAGAGCAAGAAAGAAAGAAAAAUGUUUACCCGUGUCUUGUUCCAAAUUAAGAAGUUGGAACAAAGAGAAAAAUAGCGUUUCCCAAGAAAAACACAUUUAAAAUUCAAAGAAGCACAUUGAUACUCACUUAAAUUUUUACUUCUCAACUCACAGUGGGAAGCAGUGUUUUGUAAGCUGUAUGGUUUGCCUGCCCCUUUACUGUACAAUAUGAGAAAAGGUAACUGAAGCAGAUCUGGGCUUUGCUCUGUCGGGGUAAAGAAUAAUAUCACCUAAGGACCAAAGUGGAAACUUGCAACUGGACCCAGAGUUUCCUACAUAGGGAAGGGGGUUUAUCAUUUCAAUGCUCAGCUAAUAAUUUUGGGUACUGUGUAUUUUUUUGAUAUUUAUGUGGAAAUUUUUACUCCUAAUGUAAGUUAAAUUUCAAAAGUGUAUUAUUUAAUUCUCUAGCCCACCUAAAAUAUCAUAUCAUAUGGGCAUUGAAAUCUUGUUUUUUUCCUGUAGUUAACACCUAGGUCUAUAGCCAAUAAGUGACAUGUGGGACUAUUUUCUAUAUACUCUGUUGUAUGGUGUAUAUGUUACAUGUUCAUUUAGUGUGCAAGCAGAAACUAUGAUAGAUUUAUACAUAGAAGAUAUUUAUAUACAAUGCCCCUGUCCAUUUGAAAUUACAUGCUUGCCCAAAACACUGUGAAACAGUUACCAAAUUUGUACAAAUGCAGCAUCUUGAUUCUUUCUCAGAAGAGGUAACUUUCUCUACAGGGACAUAGGAGCAAAAGAGAUUCUAUAUCUAUACCUAGCCAAGUCUUCUGGGGUUUACUUGGGAUAAUGUCCUUGCAGACCAAAACUUGCUGGAAUGUAAGACAGGUUUUGUGCUACCAAAAACACAGCAUCACAGUAAACUGAUUUGCAGUCUAUAGGUCUGUAUCCAAAGCCUUACUAGGCUCUGUUUUGGAAGGGGAAAGAACUCCAAGUGCACAAUAUCCAACUUUAUUAUAGUUGAUGAGCUAGUAAAUUUAAAAAAUGAUUUUAUAUGUAUAACAUAAAAAUCUUUGUAAAAUGCAUAAGUGCAAUAACUUAAAGAGGUCUUAACUUUGCAUUUAUAAAUUAUAAAUAUUGUACAUGUGUGUAAUUUUUCAUGUAUUCAUUUGCAGUCUUUGUAUUUAAAAAUCCUUUAUUGUUAUGUUUGUAUAAUAGAACAGUAACCAUUUGUUAAAACUUAGGCAAGAUGUAAAUAAAUUCAUAAUUCAAACAGCCAGUACAUAUGCAUAUAUGAGUGUUACAUUGCAAAAUCUCUGUUUUACUAAUGUGCUUAGAGCAGCAAGAAAUCUUUUGUUGAUAUGUAAUUAUACAUAUAAAGUAUAUAUAUAUAUGUAUGAUACAUGAAAUAUAUUUAGAAAUGUUCAUAAUUUUAAUGGAUAUCUUUGGUGUGAAUAAUUGAAUACAAAGUUUUUAAAAUA
Molecule: messenger RNA, 14640 nt
Organism: Cavia porcellus (domestic guinea pig)
Lineage: Eukaryota; Metazoa; Chordata; Mammalia; Rodentia; Caviidae
Gene: Pde10a
Product: phosphodiesterase 10A
Exons: 22
Coding region: 6783-9125 (780 amino acids)
Biological process (GO): negative regulation of receptor guanylyl cyclase signaling pathway; signal transduction
Molecular function (GO): protein binding; 3',5'-cGMP-stimulated cyclic-nucleotide phosphodiesterase activity
Source: RefSeq, a predicted model, not a curated record